CAACUCGAGAACUCAUCGAGAUAUACGAAAAUGACGCUUCGUUUUUUAUUAAUCGCAGCUGCCGUGCUGAUUUGCCUAUGUGCCGCCGAUGUGUCCCACAUAAAUCAAAAGCCGCCUCAGGACGUAUUGGUGCCAUUCAAUGAUUUAUUGCCACCGCCGCUGGAGGAGUCCACCACUACGGAGAAGGCAACAGAGGCAACAGAGGCAACAAAGGCAACAAAGACAACGGAGGCAACGCCAGCUUCCAAGCCCACAAAAAAAUCAUACUAUCAGCAGCAGGCCCGGAGCAAGGUCAUGCAUCUAGACGUAGUUGAUGAAAAGCCAAAACUGCAGCUAGCAUUGGAACUACUUCCACCCUUUGCUGAAGCACCAGCAUCCAAUGAAUCAGAGCAGCCACAAAUCGAACAAGUUCGCACCACAACACAUCAACCACUUGUUGACAGUCGACCAACCGCAACCACCAGGAAAAGCGUACCGCAUAUUGAAAAGCCACAGCUGCAACAGUUGCAGGCACGUGUGGCACGACCCAACAGCAUUGCCAGCGAUUCAACAGUAUCUUCGAUAUCUUCAGCCAAGUCGGGAUUCUCGUCUGAUCUCAUCACUCAAUAUCUAACAAAUUUCCAGUUCACAACGCGGCGACCUUCUCGCGGUCCACUGCCGACACUGACUCCCUUUCCCCAUCAUAUUAAGAAAUAGAAAAAAUUACUAAAUUAUUUUUAGAGAAGACAGCAAUAAAGUUAAAUUAAUACAUCACAAAAUGA
Molecule: messenger RNA, 761 nt
Organism: Drosophila innubila
Lineage: Eukaryota; Metazoa; Arthropoda; Insecta; Diptera; Drosophilidae
Exons: 2
Coding region: 31-696 (221 amino acids)
Source: RefSeq, a predicted model, not a curated record